GAAAUCGAACUAUGACGUCCGAGAGAGAUAUUUUAGUUUUUAUUUUCUUCAAUUCUGGCAUAUCAAAAUUUAAAUGAGAUGAUAGGAAUUUGGCAUUUUUACAGCAUUUUUGUUGUUACGUUGCUUAGAGUACUAUUUAAGACAUUAUAUAACUAAUUGGAGCAGGUUUUUUGAAAUCAUUAUUAUUUUUUGUUUGUUUUUCAAUUUUGCUAAUUCCGGGAAAAGGGUGCACAUUCAGUUUUUUUCAAAUAAGACACAAAGCUAAAACUCAUGAAGAAAACCGAAAAUGUGUUUGUUUCCUAUGUUUGAAUAAGGCAAAUCGAGAAAUCACAAGUUUUUUAGUGGAGAAAAUUUGCACAGUCCUCAAAAUUGAGCUUGAUUUUUCAAACUUUCAAAUCCCUUGUGGAAUUUGUGAAAGAUGUCGUGUGGCUAUUCGCAGGCGAGAAGAAGGGGAGGAUGCACCUAUCCCAAGGCUCUUUGAUUUCAGCACCAUCUCAGUUCAGCAUGCUGCAACAAAUAUUCCUUGUAAUUGUUUGAUUUGUCAAACUGCAAAGACAAAUAUGAAUCAGCGUCAUCCUUUGGAACCACCGAAACCCAAAAAAAAUUCAAGCAUUGAAAAAAAGGUGCACUGAUUGCUUUUCUGUGAUUGGUUGUGAAUUGCCUCACAAUUGCACAACAGGAACAUUAAGGUAAAAUUUAGUGGAAGUUGCUUCGAGGGAUUGCAUUGCGGCAGAGAGGGUAGCAUCAUUAAUAAUUGCUAAUAAAACUCCAUCACCUCAUGGCACUGUUCGGCUAAGUCAACCACUUGGAGGAAAUCGUUUUCCCGUUGUUCCAGGACCAUCAAGUGCAAGAGAAUUGUUUCCUGCUGUGCCCAAGCUCACGGCACAAGACAUGGUUGGAGUCCAAAUUGGAACUAGAUUGUCAAAUCGUGGCAUGUCCAAAUUGGCAUCAUCUUUGAACCAAGCUACACAUCUCCGAAUUGUAGAAAAAAAUUUCAGAGAAAAAUUCGACAGUUUCGGGAAAUCUCUUUCUGAGCAUUUUGAGACCGAGGCCAUACGAGAUUCUACAAAGAAUGAUGACCAGCACCCUUCACGACUGCUUGUUUUUUGCCCAAAUGUAGGAAGUCUUGCAAAUCACAUUAUCAAAGUAAGGAAUGUUUCAGGAGAUCCGCUGAUGAAGAUUGGCAUUGAUGGAGGUGGUGGGUUUUUGAAAGUAUCUCUUGGAAUCAUUGCCAGAAACACAGAUUCAAAUUCUCCACCACCAAAACGAGGGCCUAAAGCCACAGUAGUCAAAUGGCAACUUCUGGUGGCAAUUUCAGAAGAUCUGCCAGAGAGUUAUGACAACUUGAAAAGCAUAAUUUCUUCUCUUCAACUUCACAAACUUUCCUACAUAAUCUCUUGUGACAUGAAAGUCCCCAAUCUUGUUUGUGGUCUUCAGAUUCAUGCAAGUGCACAUCCUUGUUCAUAGUGUGAUGCAGAAUCAAAAGAUUUGAGUCGCUCUGGAAGUCUCAGAACACUUGGUUCAAUUCGAGAAAACUUUCUGCAGUUUCAAAACAGUGGUGCCAAUGCAAGGAGAGCAAAAGACUUCAAAAACGUCAUCCAUGAACCCAUAAUGACUCUGCCAGAUGACACACUGAUUUUGGACAUCAUUCCUCCCAUGGAACUUCAUCUGCUUCUUGGAGUCGUUAACCAUCUCUACAAAAGUUUAUGCCAGAUUUGGCCCGCAGCAAAGGAAUGGCUAGCAGCCCUUCAUAUUCAAGAGCAGUCUUUUCAUGGUGGCCAAUUUGCAGGGAAUGACUGCCGCAAGGUCUUGAAAAACACUGAUCGCCUUCAAAGUUUAGCUGAGCAAAGCUCAUUUUUUCUUGCUGUGCCAUUUGUUGAAACAUUGAGACAUUUUGACUCAGUGGUGAAUGCUUGCUUUGGAAAUCACUUGAGCCCCGAUUUUGAACAAAAAAUUUUACAGUUUCAGGAGUCGUACCUGAAGUUGCCAAAUACUCCCAAAGCACAUGCGGUGUUUUUCCACCUGAAGGAUUUCAUCCUUAGACACAAUUCUAGUCUUGGCAUUUUCUCAGAGCAAGCUACAGAAUCUCUUCAUCACGACUUCAGUUCCCAUUGGCAGCGUUACAAACGGGUAAGUAACCAUCCAGAAUAUGAAUCAAAGCUUCUGAAUUGUGUGAUUGAUUUCAACAGCAAACAUUCAUUUUAGAAUAAAAAGGAUCAAUUUUAUUGUAAAAUAUGUUUUUGUUUAUAUGUCUUAUAGAAUUAUAUGGGAAAAUUAACUUUUUGCUCUAUAAAUACUGAAAAAAUGCCAAAUUUCUAUCAUCUCGUUUAAAUUUUGAUAUGCCAGAAUUGAAGAAAAUAAAGACUAAAAUAUCUCUCUCGGACGUCAUAGUUCGAUUUCCAAAUUUAUAUCUAAGUGAUCUACUAUAUGUGGGCUAUCAUCCCACCAAAGGGUUUUCUCGGGACAUGAGGUUAAGGUUGAUGACCAUUUUGUGACACUGUGAGCACUAGAUGUUAAAAUGUGCAAUUAAUACUGUUAAUUAGUUUAACUAAUUAAUAUAUUUGUAUCAAGUAAUCAACAUUGCAGAUGACGUUUGUUUAUAUUUUAAUAUAUAAUUUACAUAGUUUGAUACACUAACUAUAUGAAUUC
This is a messenger RNA of Hydra vulgaris (swiftwater hydra), 2649 nucleotides long. Lineage: Eukaryota; Metazoa; Cnidaria; Hydrozoa; Anthoathecata; Hydridae. The record is from RefSeq and is a predicted model, not a curated record.